This is a messenger RNA of Xyrauchen texanus (razorback sucker), 927 nucleotides long. RefSeq lists its product as uncharacterized. The record is from RefSeq and is a predicted model, not a curated record. Bases 88 to 720 code for a protein of 210 amino acids. Gene Ontology annotation, molecular function: GTPase activity; GTP binding. NCBI's taxonomy places the organism in Eukaryota, Metazoa, Chordata, Actinopteri, Cypriniformes, Catostomidae. The transcript has 6 exons.
GCCAUUUGCAUUUUCAAGAACAGAACGCAGCUGAAAACAAAGAUAACUGCCGAAGCAAUUUUGUAAGGCGCAUUGAAACCGCUAAUAAUGAAUCCUGAGUAUGACUACCUUUUCAAGUUGCUGCUCAUUGGUGACUCUGGAGUGGGAAAGUCAUGUUUACUCCUACGCUUUGCUGAUGACACUUAUACAGAGAGCUACAUCAGCACUAUUGGUGUAGACUUCAAAAUCAGAACUAUUGAAAUGGAAGGCAAGACUGUCAAACUGCAAAUUUGGGACACAGCAGGACAGGAGCGAUUUAGGACAAUAACAUCCAGCUAUUAUCGUGGAGCCCAUGGGAUCAUAAUAGUCUAUGACGUCACAGAGCAGGAGUCUUUCAAUAAUGUGAAGCAAUGGUUAGAAGAGAUUGAUCGCUAUGCAUGUGAAAAUGUCUCCAAGUUGCUAGUUGGGAACAAAAUAGACCUUGCCUCUAAAAAGUUGGUGGACUUCACAACAGCAAAGGAAUUUGCUGAGAAACUCAAAAUCCCAUUCCUGGAGACAAGUGCCAAGAAUGCAAACAACGUAGAAAAGGCAUUUUUAACAAUGGCCUCUGAAAUCCAAAAGAGGUUUGGGACAGACAGUGUUCAGAAUGAAACUGUUAAAAUGGGAUCCAAAAUAAACAGUGCCCCCCUAUGGCCUGGAGGACAGAAAUCAGUAGCUGAAGAGGUCAGCUCUUGCUGUUAGUGCCGAAUAUAAUUUCAGGGCAAUGUGAAAAUUAAUAUUUUUGUUUAUGGUUUUUCUUUUAUUCCCCUCUUAUUCUUAUUCCAUCAAAUUAAAAUUAAGCCAUUCAUUGUAUGUUUUCUUAAGUUGUGAAAUAUGUUUGUGUGACACAUCCUAAUGAGCAAACGAAGAUGGUACAUGCUACAGAAUCAAAUAUAUUGGAAUUGUAUA